AGCCAGGAGACCCCUUACAAAACGAGCCACCACAGCAGAAAGAGCAGAAGAUGGCACAGAGCUGCUGGCUGCUCCUAGUCCUCUCUCUGAAAGGUAACAUGUAUAAAACUACCAGUGGCAUUCAUGAUGUCAUCCACCUUUAGCCCUGGGAAGAUCAGCUGACCCAGAAUCUGUCUGUAGUGUCCACCCUGAUUGAGCAGAGUUGAGUGUCGAGCUUGACAGUUUCACUCUUCGAGUGACAUUGGUGCUGCAUGAGAAAAAAAAUCAUGAAGCUGGUGUGUGGCCAUGACUGCUUUGAGGAUUAUUUCGUCUUCAGUAGGUGCCAUGUUAUACUGCAGUUGCCAUUCAAAUCUUGGCCAUUUCUGAAGCAACAGGUAUUCUUGCCGGUGACUGGUCAGUUCAUCUCCCCUCCAGUCCCAUCUGUGCCGUGGUUGGUUCUUCAGUGGUUCUCCCUUGUUCCUAUGACUACCCCCAAAGCUCUAAUGAAACCAGGGGAGAGGGGCAGCUCUCCAGUCAGGGUGGAGGAGGUGAAGAAGAACAGCAGUACAAAGUUUUGUCUGAGAUGUGGUGUCUCAAAGACAGCCGCUGUAUCACCCCAAGGUAUGUGUUCCACAGUGCCGGUAUUUUCCCGGAUCCAUCCUACCAGAACAGGGUGCAGUACCUGGGACGACCAGGAACAAAGAACUGUUCUCUGCAGAUUUCUGAUCUGAGACCGUCGGACAGUGGAAACUACGUGUUUUACCUCAUCACCAGCCACCCAGCUCAGAAGAUGCCAGAGCAGAGAGGCAUGCAGCUACUGGUGGCAGACUCCUCCAGUGCAGUCACACUGUCAGGGAGUCCCUCCAGCCGCAUCGCUGAGGGACUGGCCUUACGCCUGGCCUGCUGCAGCCCUUCGGCCAGUUCACAGGCCCAUUUCACAUGGUUUAAGAGCACAAGCGCCACCCCAAGGUAUAAGGGACAGGUGUGGAACGUCAGUGAAGUUACUUCUGAUGACUCUGGCAGCUACUACUGUCAGAUUCAGACUGGAGAUCAAGUUCAGAACUCAACAGUGCUGGUCAUUGAUGUUGAGUACUCUCCUCGAAACACAGCUGUCUCAGUCUCUCCUGCUGGAGAGCUACAAAAGGGGCUUCCCGUUACUCUGACCUGCAACAGUGAUGCUAACCCACCUGUCCACACGUACACCUGGUACCAGGGUGCAGCAUGUCUCCCUACAGCAGACAAAAGCUUUCAUCAGGCGAGACAAUCCCUGGCUACACCCACGGGAAGAGGCUCGACACUCAGCAGCGCCAGCAUCUCCACUGAGGAAUAUGGGCAGCACUGCUGUGUGGCACGCAACAGACAUGGAUCACAGACUUACUCUGUAACACUCAGCGAAGCAACGUCUGACUCUACAGGAAGCAGAGUGAUGAUUUUUGGAGUGACCUUCAGUGUCCUAGGGGUUCUUGUAGUAAUAAUUGUCUUUCUUAUGAUGAGGGGACGGAAGUCAUCCCAACAACAGUCGUAUGUCCUCACUGCAACAGCUGCUACAGAACCUUAAGGACUCAGCGAGACCAGGACUCAUUCUGCACAAAGUCAUAUCCACAACACCCUACAACCACGGAAAGCAAAAGACACCUUUUCAAGGAACUCAGGAUAGGUAGAAUUUUUCCUCAACACCCAGAGAAACUGCAUUUACCUUCCCACCUCAUGUUGCCAAGUAAACCCCUAUAUCACAAGCAGACACCUUCAAGUUAGUACUGCAUCACAUGCUGUUGCACAUUUUAGCCUGCUUGACCCCAUGAUUGAAAAAUCAUGUACACAGGAGAAAAACAACUUUCAAGACUCAAUGGUGACAGUGAGGGCAGUUCACACAGUGAGAGAGUGUGACAACCUGAAGACCAUAUGAUGGAUAUUUCUCUCCAUCCAUGCAAGCAAGAUGUAACACUGGAAUGUUCCUGGAUUUCAGUGCACUGAGUUGAACCUGGAUGAAUUUGGACGUAGAGAGUAACGGGGCUUUUAUUUUUAAAAUUGCCAUGACCGAACCAAAGAAAAAAGUGUUGGAAUAUCUUUAUUCUGUCGGCUCUUGUUAUCACUUGUCAUUUGUUGCACUUGUUUAAGUGGAAUUGUACUGUGGGAUAAGCUAAACGCUACUGUCAGGAAUUAACCACACAAUUUUCAAGAAAAAAAAAAAAAUUAUUAAAACUGAGAAAAUAGACUGAAAAUCUUCUUUUGACCCCUACUGGUUUUUUUUUUUGUGCACUGUUGUUGAUUAUAAUGUUGAAGUAACGUGUGAAUUUGAAUACAGCCUCAGUGGUUCAUUACAUCUGAAGACCACAGAUGACAUAUUCUUACCACUGAUACUUUCACUGGAUUUUAACAACAUAGCACAAAGUGCACCGAGUAUUGUACAAGCAGUGUCCAGAAACAGAAAACACUGAGGCAGCCACUAAUGAAAGCAUGUCAUUGAUUGUAAAGAGCAUGAAGAAGAUAAUGGAAAAUGUAGUCAUGAUGAUCCAAUUAGAAGCUCUUAGCAGUUCAGGCUGGGUCACAUUUGUGUAGUUUUGAGUAAACUGUACAGUGCGAUAAGACGCACAGAUACAGAUACAGACCAGCGCCUGUGGAGAAGUGGAGGAGGAAGACAACCAGGAGGACAGCGACUCUGACACAGGGACUGCCAUUUACAAAAUGUGCUUGGAUAUCAAGUCUUCGUCUCAUUAGUCUAUUUUAGCCACAUAUUAAAGUGAGAGUAGCUGAUUAGAGUGGUUCAAACAUCUUCUAUUUUUAAAAGCUAAUGAAGUAAACAAGGAAGUACAGAGCUUCAUUUCCCAAAUAUUUAAAGGGACAGUUCAAUAGGUUUUGUUUAAUCAUAUUUACUGUGCAUUUUUAACCUUUAUCUGAUCUUUUUAAUGAGACCAAAUUACUAGUGAUGCACAUAACUACUGCAAUGCCACUAAUUUUAUUUUCAUUCAUACUAAACUUCUAAUUUUAAUACUGUUGUAAGCUACAGCGUAUGAGAUUUGUUCUGAAUGCGAUGUAUUUAGCACGAAGAGUGACACCAAGUUUUACAAACUGUGUGAAAUCUUACAUUAAAUGAAAAAAAAUGUUGUACUUUCUAUUUUCACUUAACUGUUUAAAACUCGCUUUGAAAACAAGACAGAGUUUAUUGUAUAGCAAAUCAU
Molecule: messenger RNA, 3158 nt
Organism: Xiphias gladius (swordfish)
Lineage: Eukaryota; Metazoa; Chordata; Actinopteri; Istiophoriformes; Xiphiidae
Product: B-cell receptor CD22-like
Exons: 8
Coding region: 563-1537 (324 amino acids)
Source: RefSeq, a predicted model, not a curated record